This is a messenger RNA of Wasmannia auropunctata (little fire ant), 1666 nucleotides long. RefSeq names its product ras-related and estrogen-regulated growth inhibitor. The coding region runs from base 453 to 1103 and encodes 216 amino acids. Gene Ontology annotation, molecular function: GTP binding; GTPase activity. Lineage: Eukaryota; Metazoa; Arthropoda; Insecta; Hymenoptera; Formicidae. The transcript has 6 exons. The record is from RefSeq and is a predicted model, not a curated record.
AUAAGGGAACCGCCGGGCCUCGCGAGCCGCCAGAAGAGAAUGGAGCAAGACAGUCGUGCUGAGACUAAGAGCCGCGGCGGUUCACGAAGCCGCGAAUUCGAACGAAACUAAGUAUUGCCAUUCACGUGACAGACGCGCGAUCAGCCGACCUCUCUUCUUCCGUUUUCUUAAUGAUUCAAUCGCGCGAUCCGACAAACAGAUUUCCUAUGCCCUGUCGCCAGUGUCUGUCUCGCGCGCGUUCGAUUUCUUUUGAUCUUAGGCCGUAAAAUUAAUCGUCAAUAGGUAAUUCCGCGAAACAUUCUGUAUUUCAAGUUAGAAUUGUGCAUUCCUAUUUAUUAUUCGGCGAACAGUUUAAUCGCGAUAUGAGUCGAUAGAACGUGUUGUAAAGCGGAAAACAAUAGCGGAAUUGUAGCGGAGGAUAUUUUAGCUGAUUCGCGACAAAUGCUUAUAGUAUGACGUCAAAUGCGAUUAGAGGCAUUAGAAGAAAGAAGAGUUCGUUGUGCGAAGUUAAGGUAGCUGUGAUAGGAGCUCCAGGAGUCGGCAAAAGCGCAUUGACAGUGAGAUUUCUGACGAGGAGAUACAUCGGGGAAUACGAUCAUCAAUCAGAAACUAGAUACAAGCAUGAGGUGCUAGUAGAUGGAGAGCCAAUUCUUUUUGAGAUUUUAGACACAUGUCCGAAGAGUGAAGAUGAGCUACCAUCUAUGGAAACUUUACAAUGGGCGGACGGUUUGCUGUUGGUCUAUUCGAUAACAGACAGAAACUCUUUUAAUUUUGUCAGAAAGGCAAAAGAAGCUCUCGCAGUAGCCGAUCCCGAAGCUGCGAUGCCCCUUGCCCUUGUUGGAAACAAAGCUGAUAUGGUUCAUUUGCGACAAGUCAGUGCUGAGGAGGGAGAGAUAUUAGCGAAGGAUUUCGAAUGCUGGUUUAGCGAAAUAACUGCAGCUGAACAGGUUGCUCAGGUUGCGGAAUCUUUCCACGAAUUAUGCAGAGAGGUUCUCGCAGCUAGAAGAAGAAACAAACAAUCAUUGCUGGACAGAAUGCUCGGCGGUAAAGCGACCCGUGCUUAUUCACGAGGAAAGAGCGACUCUGCUUUACCGAAGGAUUAAUAUUGCUAUUCGAAGUAAAUGCUUAUUACAAUACAAGAAGAAAGGAAUCUUUCAGAAUAAAAAAUUGAAAUGUAAGAAAAAAAAUAGGACAUUCAAAGAAAUACGAUUGUUUAUUUAUACAAUGAGAGUAAGGCGAAGCAACAAAUGCCAAAGAAAAUGUCAGUUUUUAAUUUAUAGAAUGUAAUAAGAUUUACAUAUCACACAAAUAGAUAUAAAAAUUUUUAUAAUAUAUCUUCGUGAUAUAAGAACUACUUAAAUCAUAACUUAUGACUUCAAAAUGUAUUAGAAAGUUUAGUUGAAGGAAAAAUGUAAUAUAGAAAGAUGAAUUGUUUUUAAUAUAGUUUUGUAUUUUCCUUAUACCACAAAAAAAUAGUAAUAUAUUUUGUAAUUUUUCUACUGUUCCACGAAAUUAAGCAGUUUCUUAGACCUAAAAAGGCUGAUUGCGAGUGUGUGUACAACAUGUAUAGUUUAUAUAAGUGUUCAUGUAAGUGUUGCAACUCACACAAUUCUAUAUUUAUUUUGUACUUACAAUGUGAAACGACAAUAAAUGUUUUACUUAUUUA